CAGUCCGCCAGCAAUCCGCAAUUGCAUCACCCUUGCAGCCCAUCCUGCGAGCCGCGCGAAGGCUGCCGUAUAUUACAGUGCAGUGUGGACUAUGCAGAAGUAGCAGACAAGCCACAAAAGUGAGGACCAGCCAUAAGUCAUUGUGAUGCUAUUCUGAAGCCUGAGUAAUAUAUCAGGAUGCAAGCAUAUGCUCUGGCCCAGCUGACAUUUGGUCCUUUUCGAAUUUGGCACCUUUUCCUGUCACAGUACAGGGCAUCAGGAACAGGAGGGGGCUUACAGGAUGGCAUUUUGCAGCAGCUCCCCAUCACCGCCACUGCCACCAGACCUGCCACUAGCCCCGAUCUUAAAAUGCAAAACAGUUUCUUGUGCAAGUUGGAUAUCCAGGUUCCAAGCCUCAUAGGGCUUUAAGCGGAGGAGGAAGAGGAGAGAAGAAGUGGAAAGUGGAAGGCACAAUUAGAGGAAACAGAGAUAAGCCUGGUAUUAAUUUUCCAAAUAGCCUCCACCUAAACUGAUCAAGAUGAUCCCAAAUAACUCUACAGACGAGACUAUUAAGAGAAUUCACGUUGAAUGUCCCUCACUGGGAAGGCACAGCUACAUGUUAAUUGUGAUUCCAACUGUUUACACAAUCAUCUUCAUCAUAGGUAUAUUCGGCAACAGCUUGGUAGUAAUCGUCAUUUACUUCUACAUGAAGCUGAAAACUGUGGCAAGUGUCUUUCUGUUCAAUUUAGCCCUAGCUGACUUGUGUUUCCUAGUGAGUUUGCCAUUAUGGGCAGCCAAUACUGCCAUGCAAUAUCGCUGGCCUUUUGGCAAUUGCUUAUGCAAGUUAGCUUCAGCUGCAGCAACUUUCAACCUAUAUGCCAGCGUGUUUCUCCUGACUUGCCUCAGCAUUGACCGUUACUUGGCAAUAGUGCAUCCAAUGAAGUCCCGGCUUCAGCGCACAAUGCUUGUUGCACGAAUAACUUGUAUCGUUAUCUGGCUAUUGGCAGCACUUGCCAGCUUGCCUGUUAUUAUUCACCGCAGUGUAUACUUCAUUGAAAAUGAAAAUAUAACGGUAUGUGCUUUUCGGUAUGAGACCCCUUCCAACACAACCAACAGCACAGUCAAAGUUGGAUUAGGCUUAUCCAAAAACAUGUUGGGAUUCUUGAUCCCCUUCGUGAUCAUUUUGACAAGCUAUAUUUUAAUCUGGAAGACCCUGAAAAAGGCAUACCAGAUUCAGAAAAACAAGACAAGAAGUGAUGAUAUUUUUAAGAUGAUUGUUGCAAUUGUGCUUUUUUUCUUUUUUUCUUGGAUUCCUCAUCAAAUAUUCACUUUUCUGGAUGUGCUGAUUCAACUCAGUGUGAUUACCGACUGCCAUAUCAUCGAUAUUGUGGAUACAGCUAUGCCCUUCACGAUCUGCUUAGCUUACUUCAACAACUGUUUGAAUCCCCUCUUUUAUGGCUUUUUUGGAAAGAAUUUCAGAAAAUACUUCCUUCAGCUCCUAAAAUACAUCCCUCCAAAUGUCAGACAUGCUAGUCUAACGACAAAAAUGACAUCUCUUUCUUAUCGACCUUCGGAACACUGCAUCCUAACUGCUCAAAAAAAUGGGUCCUUGGACACUGAGUGACAGCUUGGCAGAACAUGUUUUCUGCAGCCUAGUUGGCCAGCGCAAUGAUGCUCAUCCAGAGUCCCAACCACCACAGCUUAAAGAGUUAAAUCAUCUGAGACACAUUGUCCUAUGAAAACUAAGCAGUGGCCUCUCAUUUCAUAGUGUGGAGAGGAUAGUUGGUUGUUUACAGCAAGUGUUAAUGAAAGUAGGUAAGCAAUGGUGUUCAUCAUCAUCCUGCCUUUUAGUUCUGAAGCUCAGGAUGGUGGAAUAGUACAUGGCAGAGAUGGGAAGGUCUUCAAAUGUACUAGAAACUCAACGUGUGAUCCAGUUGCAUAUUUUAUUCUAUCAAGUCUCCUGAGAUUGGCUUUGAAUUUGCAUUGUGCAUAAGCAACUCUGAUCUUACCUUUCAGGGCCUGUUACACAGGAAUCAUAUGGAAGGCUUGUUUUCAGACUAAUGAAAGUAAAGUAAAAGUCAUGCUGUUUUUCAAGAAUGUGAAUUUAUAUGCCUUGUGUACUACUUGACUGUAAUCAAGAUCUACCUAUGCUACAUUUACGUAUAGACACAUAAAGUCCAUUCCAGGAUUGGUAGGAAACUGGGCCAGCAAACAUUUGUAGUGUUAUGAGGUUUUGAAAUAAGACAAAUGUGUACAUAUUAAGUAGAAAGACUCUGUGUUUGUGUAAAAUGUUUCUAUUUUCAGGUUAUAUUUCUUACAUGUACAACUAAAGGCAACACGUUCAGAACAUAAAAUUGUGUCAGCAUUUCAUUAAAGAGUGCUUCAUUCUAUAGAUAUCUUCCACUGUAUCUUCUGUGGAAUCAUAGCUAUUUAUGUUUAUUGAAGACAGUUGUUUUUCCCAAGAACAUGGCUCCUAUGCUACACAAGAGUUUUGAGAGCAGAGACCAUUUGUAUGGAAGAAUUGGGAGGGUCUUUGACACUUCCAAACAGGUGACUGGUGUUGUCAAACUUCACAAUUCUUACCCAGUCCAAAAUGGAGCACUGUGCACACGAUCCUGAGCAAUGAGACUUUACCCUAUGCAGCAUCCUUGGCAUCUGUGAGACUAAUCCAAAAAAGGAUAUUUAUGUGUGCAACCCUACUCCACCCUUUUCCGAUCCCCUUCCUGGGCAAACCCAGGUUGAUUGUUAGCUUGUCAAGCAUGUCAGCUAGGAGAAGCUACUGAUUUAGACCGAGGACAAAUCAGUGAACAUGCAUACACAUGUUAUUAACACAUGAAUUUAGGUCAUCAUAGGCCCCAUCUGCACUAUACAUUUAAAGCACUACCCCAACACUUUAAAUAGUCAUGGAGUCUCCCAAAGAAUCCUGGGAACUGCAGUUUGUUAAGGGUGGUGAGAGUUGUUAGGAGACCCCUAUUCCCCGUACAGAGCUACAAUUCCCAAAGUGGUUUAACAGUCAAUCCCUCUUCACAGGAACUCUGAGAAUUAUAGCACUGUGAGGGCAAUAAGAGUCUCUCAGGCUGCUUUCAGACAUGGAGCUUAAUGGAUUAGAAUGGUAGCACUACUGUCCUGAUUUCUAAAAUUCCUUUCACACUGCAGUAUCUGUUGUGGUAAAGAACAGUAGAUUAUAUACCAGUAUUUCAAUCAACUGUCUUUCACGUGGCUGUAAUCUUGUUUUUGUCCCUCAUUCUUUUAUACACAUGCAUACUAUAGUUCCCCACUGUGUAGGAGGUCUAAGAUCUCAUCCUGUCACCAUGCCACCCCUCUCCCUUUAGCAUUUGACAUAUUUUUUUUAGUUGGAUGGGUGUGUGUGGGAAAUGCUGCUGCUACCUGCGCCUACACCGGAACACCAGAGUACAAUUUUCAUUAGGCAAAAAAAAAGAGUACACACUUAAAGGAUGGGAACACACUGCAUGCUGUGAUACCUGUCAUGUGAGCAGCUGCAGCUAGUGAAAAAUUCUUGCAAUUUUCCAGGUCCCCAAGCUUGCAAAUGGAUUAUUUCUGGUAUUAUUUAUCAUGAAAAUUAGCGCUAAACUUGCACUGUAUUCCACUAGAAUUCCAGAACUAUUUGUAUGUCAUGUGAAAGAUAAUGUGCAAAUUACGAGGUAAGAAAUUGUAAAAAAAAGCACCUGAAUAACGUGCAGUAUGAAAACAGCCCUAAUGACUCUUAGCACCCUUUACAAACAAACAUAUCCCAGGAUUCUUUGGGGGAAGCCUUGACUGUUGAAGUGGCAUGAUACUGCUUUAAAUGUAUAGUGCAGAUGGGGCCUUAAUCUCAGGCAAUAGCAACAGUUUGGGCAUGUCCGCACUAGCCAGAUUUCAGUUGAUUUCUUUGAACACAUAGGUACUAUUCUUCUCAUCAAAAUCAGAUGAACACUUUGCUGAUGCCAUUGGCCAGUCCUGUAGCCAGCUUUCCUUGUUAGGUGGGACAGCCACAUUUCUAGGUGGGGCAUGGGGGGGAGAGGUGAGUGAAGUAUAACCUGUUGAAUCCCCCAGAACAGUGUGCAGGGGGAGGAUAGGGGAAUUGCUUGCACUGAAAGAACUAUCUCCUUUGCAAUACAUUUAAUACCGCCCAUUGUAUGCAGUCCAAAGACGAUCAUGCAUAAGUGACACUGCCAUACUUAAAAAAAAAAGUUAAAUAUGCCUGGGGAUGGAGGAGAAAUCUGACUCAGUUUGCAUUUAAAGGCAAAGCUACCUAAUUCACACUUUCCAAACCAAUAUGCAAACCAAAACACAGCCAUCCUUCAAAAUUCGCACUUCUCUGAAUUUUGCAAUGCAGUUCUUCAGCAAAGUAAUGUGAACAAAAAUGCAUAUACUGAGGGAAUGUGCGUAUUAAAAGAAAUUUGCACUAAAAUGGUAGCAGUGGUGAUGUGGCACUGCAUUAUCCCAUUGCAUCACAUUGCAUCACAUCCCUCUCCUCUCUCAUAAAUCUACACCAUAUAUUUAAAGCACUACUUUUUAACAAUCGUGACUUCCCCAAAGAAUCCUUGGAACCGUAGUUUGUUAAGGGUGCUAAGAGUUAAGAGACCCCUCACAGAGCUACCAUUCCGAGCACCCUUCGAAAACUACAGCUUCCAAGAUUCUUUGAGGAAAGCCAUGACUGUUAAAGUGGUAUAAGAGUGUUUUAUAUGUAUGGAGUAGAUGUGACCCAUUAGUGCUUUAAAGCAGCAGUGGAUAUAGCUCUGGCUCUGGCUGUCACUUAAACCAGCAAUCCAGUCCAACCACCAGUACCACCCAAAAUUGUGUCAUUCCGCCCCACAAUCUACCCAUACAAUUAUAAGGGGAGUGUAAUAACCCCAAGAUCCAGGGGCAAACCCUGAAAUUUAGAAAAAUGUUGCCAGCCCUAGUUCACACUACUGAAUUUCAUCAUGCAGUGAUGUAUACAGAACUAGAAGGUGGAGAAGAUGUGAACUAGAUGGCAGUCAUCAUCGGCUGGUAGCCACCUCUAUGAGCACAGUGGCUCAGGAAAGUUCAACUACAAUUACAGAAAUGACUGCUAUAUUAUAUGAUGAAUGCAUGAGAAAAUAAACCUCCUCUGCGUGCAGCCCCUGCACAUAGUCACUGCUAUUACCUAUAUAGCUCAUUAGCUACCAUCAUAAUUGCAGGUACUCAUGAUUACUUUCCAUUAAACACAAUGAGAUUUCCUCAUGGGUAAAGCAUGUUUUGAUUCCCCACCCCAUAUCUAGAGCACUUUUAGCCUCAAAUCAUAAUACAUUUCAUUUUAUUGUCGCCUUCAUCUCAGAGUUAAUAGAUGUCUCAUUUGCCAAUAAUGCAGCAAUGGCUUUUCCCAAUCCAUGCUACCGACAUAUUAUAGGUUGGAUCCAGAUUACCCAUGGGCAGAAGUCCACCCAUGGAGUUCUCAUGCUGGAGGAAGAGGGGAGCUGACUGUUGUUGAUUUUGUGCCACCUGAGAAGUUGGUCAGGGAGGUAGGGCAGUCAGGGACCUGCUGGAAAAGCCUGGGAGAUGGAGCUGGGGGAGGGGGGGAUUGCCAAAAAUCUUCUUCACCCCUUCCUCCUGUGAGAACCUCCGCUGGAUUUCCAUCCCUUUCAAAAAUGUAAGGAAACCUUCUGUUCAGGAAAUGCCAAGUCUGGAUCCAACCCAAAUAAUGCUUUUCUUUUCUGCUGGCAGAAUUCUUGCUGAAUUUGUAAAUAAAGAUAUUUAUUUCUAUUUAUUGUAUAAUAAAGCUUUAUCUGACUCAGGCUUCAUUUUCUCCCAUCUUGGAUUUAUUGUCCUUUAUCAUAAAGACAAAGUAUUGUGACUAAAUUACAAAAAGAUAUCACUUGCCUAAAGGAAUGUAUUUUUGUUAAUAUUGUGCUAGUGAUUCCACAACAGUGUAUGUUUGGAAACACUGAAAUUAGCACUCUGUUAAAGGCGUACAUGAAUUUCCUGUGGAUUUUACAUUUCUUUUAAUAGUUUCCUCUACAUGUACUGCAUAUAGGAACUGUCAGUGUUCAAUAUACCCAAGGUUAAAUUUCAUGUUGUAUCAAUGUGCCAUCAAAACAGUAUAUAAAAUUGUAACAUCUGUCGUUUCUUUUAUUUUGUGUUAUUUUGCUUUUUCAAAUUUAAAAUAUUCUGUCACAAAGCUGUCUAUCAUAUAGGGUCUAUGGGUGAUGAUAGUCAACUAAGUAAACGACUAACACUGAAUAUCGCCCUACAAGCUGUGAAAUAUAUUAUUCAUGUUAUACACUGAAAUAUCAAAGCAUCAUCAUAAUUGCUUUUCUAGGUAUAUUAGUAUGAGUCACAUAGUAAAUUACUCACAAAUAGUGUAUUUGCUGAAAUAAUCAGAUGUUCAGUCUGUGGUCAACUAUCAUUCUUUGGAAAUUUAUCAAGGAAGAGCAAUCAUGAUUCAGAGACCCACAUAUACUUUAGUGAAUGUUCUCUAUUUGCUGGCUUACUCAUUCACUUCAAUGGAGGCAUGGAAUUCUACUAUAAUCUUUCUACUAAAGUGAAUGGGAAAGGGAAGGAAUUCCAUCUAGCUGCCAGAGUCACUGCAAGUAAUGGAUCACUGGCUCAAAAUGUAAUGGUACACCUUCGCUUUCGGUUUAGUUGAGUUUGUUGCCAUUAGUUGUCAAGCAGAGUCAAAAUGAAUUUGGGAGUGCACAAGCAUUUUUGAAUUAGCAAAUUCACACAGAGUUGCUUGCUGCAAAAGGUGAGCCUCUUACAAACUCCUUAAUUAUACAUUAUAAUCUAAUGAUAAAGGUCAUGAGCCAUGAAAAUCACAGGUUUGAAAGUUGAAAUGUUUUGAAUUCUACAUUUGUGUGUAUAUUUGUUUUGGCAGUGAAGCACCAUAUUGACCCUGACAGCUUAAAAUUCAUUUCUUCACAUUUCACAUUGAACAUCCAGAUAAUAUCCAACUUAGUCCUAUUCAGAGUAAACCCAUUUAAAUUAAUGGACUGACAGAGAAGGGCUGCCAUUUUUAAGAUUAAGCCUACUGCAUGCAUCUUUAUGUAAGUACUUCUAUUAAAAGGAAUAUAAUUUUUUUAAAAAACAAAACUGUCCAGUUAUUGAGGGCAUCUGUUUAACCAAACAAAAACUUUUUAAUAUAGCUAAUUGAAUGUUUGUUGCAGAUCUGUUACAAGAGAUCAUGAGAAAUUGAUUUCAAAUAACCUUCACAUCCGUAUUUUAGUCCAUGGACGCAUACAUGCAGACUACCAGCCUACUAAAUCUAAUGGAGUCCACUAACCAUACAUUGUGGCCUUCCAGGUAUUUGACAUUUAUGUUUUUGCACUCCCAGGCAAGCAGCAACAACAGGGAGGGUUAUUAAGCCUUGCUGAACUGCUGCACAUGAUUGAUGGGCUGUGCUUGCCUUAGUAAGUCACCUGUUGAGUAGGCCUUGCAUAAUGCAAGUCAAUAUGAUCCCCACAGGGCCAGGCCCUGGGUUUUAGUAUGGGUUUUAGUCCAAACUUUCAAGGAGCUGUCCAAGGUGCUUUCAGCUCCUUGAAAGUUCAGACUAAAACCGAGAGGAGAUUCACUGCUCCACUGACAUUGGAGCUACCAGAUUCCACUGGGAAGAGGACGUUCCAUUGCAUGCACAGAAAUCCCUUGCUCCAGCAGAACUGGAACCUUGGAUAUGGUCCUAUAUUUUGGCAUAUUGUUUUAGCUAUGUGCUCUUUCUUUCUGGCCCUAACAAUAGAGUAAAUAUUUCCUGAUAUAGUGAAUUCCCCCAAGCUGAUAGGAGUUGUAGUUAGAGCUAGGAGCUGUUAUAAAGAUCUGUAAAACAGAUUUAACAGUCGCACGGGAGGCGGUUGACGUUUUGGUGUAUACCUUGGGAACCAGACCACCUAGAAACUUAAUUUUUUUAAAAUUGAAGCUGAGAGUCUGGAGAUUAAGGGGUGCUAGCCGGAGAACCGGAGGGGACUCCCCAAAACCAGAGACUCCGGCCAAAAGCCGGAGACCUGGUAACCCUAUCCCAGGUAAAUGCAUUGGAUUGCAGCCUUAAUUACAUAAUAAUUAUUGCCUCCCCAACCCCUUGUUCACUUUGCCCCACUGAUCAGAGAGAGAGAGAGCUUCCCUCUCCUUUUACAGGCAAGCUUCCAUUGUUCAGGUCUGUCCUGGGGCUUUUGUAUAUGAAUUCCCCCUCUCUCCUCCCCCCCUGCCUCCUCACCACCCCAGUUGUACCUGGGAAGCUCCUAAUAUUAUUUUCAUUGAUAUCUUGCUUUUUCUGUAAUGAGCUCAAAGAUGGUUCUUCCCCUCCUCAACACCCUGGUGAGGUAGGUUAGACUCAGAGACAGUUACUGGCCCAAGGCCACCCAGCAAGCUUCAUGGCUGAGCAGGGAUUUGAAACCAGGUCUGGCAGGAGGGCUUAGUUAUCAUGUGUAUCUUUAACUUGGAAACUUGUACAUUUAUGAUGCUUGGUGGUAACACAGCAUGUUCAGAGACUAAUCGUUUGUCCCUAGAAAGGCCCUUUUUACAGUCCUUCAUACAAAGUGCUAUAUUAGCAAUACUAAUAGCAUUAAAUCUCCCCCAGUGCUGUUUGUUUAUUCUGCAAAGGUGCUUCCUCUUCUUAGACAUUUUUAUGAGGGUUUCUAAUGGACUGAGGAAUGCUGGAGUAUUGUGUUGCAUCUGCAUUUAUUUGGGUCUACAGUAUCUGAAGGUUUCUCUGCAUGUAAGCCCUAUGAUGUGGAGGUAUCCUUUAGUGUCAUUUUUAGACACUAUACACACUUUUUAACAUAUAGGUGAAUUGUAGCUGAAUUAUUGUGAAUGCCUUUUUUUUUAGAAAUGGAAUUUUAACUUUUAAAAAUAGUAUUUGCUUAAAAGGACAGUCUUUAAUAUAUUGUUCUGUCCUUGGCUUGCCCUGGUGCUCUGAUAUAACAGUGCCACAUGGCAAUAAGGAGUUAAGAUUAAUUCUAGAAUGCCUCCUAAUAUCUCAGCACAGUUGAGUAAGUUGUGACUGCAGGGAAAGUGCCAUCACAGCAUCUGCCUUGCAUCCAGAAGGUCUCUCAGGUUCAGUCUCCAAUGGCAUCUCCAGAUAGGAGAGAUGCCAUCAGGGACUGAACCUGAGAGACCUUCUGGGAGAGACUCCUGCCUGAAACUCUGGAGAGCUGCUGCCAGUCAGUGUAGACAGUAUUGGACUAGAUGGACCAAUGAUCUGACUCAGUAUAAGGCAGCUUCCUAUGUGAGUAGAAAAUCCUCAUAGAGAAUUGAAAUUUUAUUUGAAGUGCUUUUUUCCCAAGAUCUUUGCAAAUGACAGGAAAGGAUGGCUUCAGCCUCUCCCACACACACAUUUUUUUGUCUGUGAAAACAUUAAAGUAGAGAAGUCAACAGAAACAGUGAAAAAUGAGAAUUAUUUCUCAGUACAUUUUGUGGAAGAUCCCAGGCUCUGAUACUAUUAAUAUAAUCUGCCUAUCAUAAGGAACUAAGGCCUACAAAAUAGGUACAUUUACCCCAACAAAUUAAAAUAAAUCAAAAUUUUGUAUUUUUAUUUUAUAAGAGAGGGUUGUGAUAUUGUCAAAGAUUUGUUUCCUUUGAAAGGAGUGGAGCCACAAGGGAGGAGGAAUGUGGUCUGAGGAGGAAAGGCAGGAGACAAGGACCCACUGAUGCCCUGUGCCUGAGGGCCCCCAGAAACCUGGAGCCAGCCCUGGAAGAAAUGUUCAGCUACUCCCCCUUCCCCUGCAGCCCCUUGUACCCCAAAACAAAUCUGCUCUGGAGGGUCUCUGGAGAAGAUUUAGAAAGGUGUGGGACUCCAGGAGGUAGGGGAAAUGGCUGGAAAUUCCUUACCACCAGCUGAAUGACACCAGAAAGAACAAGUAGAGGAAUAUCAACCCAAACCCAUAUAUUUUCCUCAAAGGGAAUGUGUGUAUUAUGUGUGUUGACUUUUUCUCAUAUGACAAAUGCUGUAAGAGAUUUAAACUGAGUAAUGUUCUUUUUCUAUCAUUUUUACAGUAGAAGGUAUACUAAUGCUUUGUUUUUCAAGCUUCUAGACUGUAGCUCCUCACUGUGAAAAUAUAAACCAUUGAUAAAAGCCAGCCGUUCCCACUAUGGAUCUGUAGGCUGGCUGAGAAAGAAUGUACAUUACUUGCAUAGUGCUCUUCAAUGAUAUGGUGUAAGCAUCAUUUCACAAUUUUAUAUGAGUUGUGAAUUUAUCAAAAUAAACACUGCUUGUUUGGAAACUGAGUAAGCCUUGUCAAGGAAACGGCUAUUAUUUCUGUAAAUCAAAAGGUAUCUAACAGCAUGCCACUGUGCAUAGUAUUUACAAAACUAUAGGCUAUUGUGAUGUAUCUUCUCUGUUCUAUUCAUUGGUGGCCUUAAAAAUGUUCAGA
This is a messenger RNA of Rhineura floridana, 10295 nucleotides long. RefSeq names its product angiotensin II receptor type 1 (gene AGTR1). Gene Ontology annotation, cellular component: membrane. The transcript is spliced from 4 exons. Gene Ontology annotation, molecular function: angiotensin type II receptor activity. The coding region runs from base 518 to 1603 and encodes 361 amino acids. Gene Ontology annotation, biological process: G protein-coupled receptor signaling pathway; regulation of vasoconstriction; immune response. NCBI's taxonomy places the organism in Eukaryota, Metazoa, Chordata, Lepidosauria, Squamata, Rhineuridae. The record is from RefSeq and is a predicted model, not a curated record.